AUGGACACCGCGUCGCCUAGCUCGUCAAGGGCGCCAACGCCAAUGGCCCUGAGUGAGGAGGAAAUAAAGCGCCAACGGAAGCAGUAUUUUGUAGAUGAGCAAAAAGAGCGCCUCAGUCGCCAGAACGUCGAGGACUCGGCCAAGCGGUUCAAGUACCUGAUUGGGCUCACCGAUCUGUUUCGGCACUUUAUCGACGCUCGCGCGCAAAAGGACGAAAAGUUUAGGCAAAUUCUCGACGAUGCAGCUAUUGUCACGAAGCCGGCCGAGCCCAAGGCCGUGACGGGCGACCACCGCCAUCGCAAGACCGAAAAGCAGGAGGACGCUGAGCUUUUGGGCGACGAGCAGGACGGGGCCCAGGAAACUACGGUUUUCCAGGAGUCGCCGGCGUACAUUCAUGGCAAAAUGCGUGAUUACCAGGUCCAGGGUCUUAACUGGAUGAUAUCCCUGUACGAAAACAACAUUUCCGGUAUUUUGGCCGACGAAAUGGGUCUCGGAAAGACCUUGCAAACGGUAGCAUUUUUGGGGUACCUCCGCUACAUUCGCGGUAUUGCUGGCCCGCAUCUCGUGCUUGUUCCCAAGUCCACUCUGGAUAACUGGCGUCGCGAAUUUGCCAGAUGGACGCCUGAGGUGUCGACGGUGGUCGUGCAGGGCGACAAGGAAUCGCGCGCCCAACUCAUCAAAGACCGCUUGCUAAGUACCGAUUUCGAUGUCUGCAUUACAUCCUAUGAGACUGUGUUACGCGAAAAGGCCCAGUUUCGCAAGUUUGCUUGGCAGUAUAUUGUGAUCGACGAGGCUCACCGCAUCAAAAACGAAGAGUCUCAGCUGUCGCAAAUCAUUCGCUUGUUUAGCUCACGCAACCGUUUGCUGGUGACAGGUACACCUUUGCAAAACAAUUUGCAUGAGCUGUGGGCCUUGCUUAACUAUUUGUUGCCUGAUGUCUUCAGUGAUAGUGCCGUGUUCGAAGAGUGGUUCGAGUCCCAAGGCGGUGAUCAGGAUCAGGUCGUACAGCAAUUGCACAAAGUCCUGAGACCGUUUUUGCUCCGCCGCGUCAAAUCCGAGGUAGAGCACUCUUUGUUGCCCAAAAAGGAAGUCAACCUGUACGUGGGAAUGACUGAUAUGCAACGCAAGUGGUACCAGAAGAUUUUGGAGCGUGAUAUUGAAGCCGUCAACGGUUCAGUCGGUAGCCGCGAAAAGAGUCGCUUAUUGAACAUCGUCAUGCAAUUGCGUAAAUGUUGCAAUCAUCCUUAUUUGUUCGAAGGUGCCGAGCCGGGGCCUCCAUACACCACUGACGAGCACCUUAUCUACAACAGUGGCAAGCUGCUUGUGCUUGACCGCCUACUGAAACGAUCAAUGGAGCGUGGAUCUCGAGUUUUGAUCUUUUCUCAAAUGAGUCGUGUGCUCGACAUCCUUGAAGACUAUUGUUUCUUUAGAGGGUACAAAUACUGCCGAAUUGACGGUUCCACCGAUCACGAAACACGGGUCAAUACUAUCGAUGAGUACAACCGCCCGGGAAGCGACAAGUUCAUUUUCCUGCUCACCACCCGCGCUGGUGGUCUUGGUAUCAACUUGGUUACUGCCGAUACGGUUGUUUUAUACGAUUCGGAUUGGAACCCUCAGGCUGACUUGCAGGCCAUGGACCGUGCGCACCGUAUUGGACAGACCAAACAGGUGCAUGUGUUCCGGUUUGUUACCGAUUCGAGUAUCGAAGAGAAAGUUGUUGAACGUGCGGCCAAAAAGCUUCGUCUUGAUCAGCUGGUCAUUCAGCAAGGCCGGGCCCAGCAGCAGCAGAAACAACAGGCCAACAAGGACGAGCUUAUCGAUAUGAUCCAGCACGGUGCUCAGUCUGUUUUGGACAGCGACGAGAAAGUGUUGACUGAAGAUGGGUUGGAUAUUGACAGCAUCUUGGAGCGGGGCGAGGAGCGCACUGCCGAAUUACAAUCCAAGUACCAGUCGCUGGGUAUUGACGACCUUAAUCGCUUUGAUGGAGCAAACAGUGCCUAUGACUGGAAUGGAAAAGACUUCAAGGCAUCCAAGAAGACCAAGACCCCCGUGUUAUUGUCUUUGGGCAAGCGUGACAACCGGGCCAAGGACUACUCUAUCAACGGCUACUACAAGGGCGCGUUCCGGAAGAACCUGGUGGGCCAGGGCGUCGAUCGCCGAACCAUGCCAAGGGGCUUCAAGCAGCUGCACUUGCAAGACCACCAGUUCUGGCCGCAGCGGCUGUAUGACCUUCAGGACCAGGAGUUGGCGUACUACCGCAAGCAGAAGCAGCACAAGGUUCAGCUUGCUGCAGAUGUCACGAAUGCCUCCGAGGAGGAGCUGCUCGACCAACAGCUGGAGCAGUGGGAAAUUGAUAAUGCAGAGCCACUCACCGACGAGGAGCAAGCCGAGAAACGAGAGCUUGGCCAUCACGGGUUUGAUAAUUGGAGUCGCCGGGAGUUUACUGGCUUUAUAGCCAACAUGGCUCAGUUUGGCAAAGACAACCUCGAGGAGAUUGCGCUCAACACUCCAGACAAAACCAUGGAAGAACUCGAAACGUACCAUGAAGUAUACUGGCGGCGGUACGGCGAGAUCGAGCUGUUUGAGAGGUACAAUUCGAGCAUCGAGGCAGGCCAGGAGCGGGCCGAAAAGCAGCGGCUGCUGGCAGACCUGGUGCGCAAAAAGAUCGAGUCGUGCCCGGCACCCAUGCAACAGCUGCAGUUCGACGUGCCUGCCCCGGCGGGAUCCAAGCGCAAUAUCUACUCCGAAGAGGAGGACCGCUUCCUGGUGCUGCAACUGUACAACUUCGGGCUCGACGCGCCCAACCUCUACGAACAGAUCAGAGAAGCCAUUCGGGAGUCGCCGCUCUUCCGUUUCGACUGGUUCUUCCUGAGCCGCUCGCCGGCCGAGCUGGCCCGCCGCUGCCAGACCCUCCUGGGAGCCAUCCAGAAAGAGUAUGAAAAGCCUCAACGCAGAUAA
Messenger RNA from Wickerhamiella sorbophila, 2958 nucleotides. Its product is annotated as ISWI chromatin-remodeling complex ATPase ISW2. The record is from RefSeq and is a predicted model, not a curated record. The transcript has a single exon. Lineage: Eukaryota; Fungi; Ascomycota; Dipodascomycetes; Dipodascales; Trichomonascaceae. Gene Ontology annotation, biological process: nucleosome organization; regulation of transcription by RNA polymerase II. Gene Ontology annotation, cellular component: chromatin; nucleus. Gene Ontology annotation, molecular function: ATP-dependent chromatin remodeler activity; DNA binding; histone binding. Bases 1 to 2958 code for a protein of 985 amino acids.